UGCGAGGGUUGGUGGGCGUGAUAGGUGAAAGCUUCGAGUGUCAAAAAAGGGUUGCUGGAAGUUGCUGGUGAAGUUCAUAGCUGAAAGCUCAUCAUAAAUUAAAUCGAAUCGGGUCCGCGAAAAGUGUCACCAUGGGAAGUGUGGGAAAGGUGGAACAGUCUUCCCGGAGGAUGCUGAGCAAUCAGAGUAGUAACGACUCGAUGGAAAUGCAGAAAAGGUGUCGCCUGGCGGAGAAGUGGACCGCCGUACUGUUUACCGUUGUCGCAUCGCUCGGUUACUUGUCCGUCGGAACGAUGGUGGCCUGGAGUUGCAAUGCUUUCACCAAGGUGUACAUCAAUUUGGACGAUCUGACGCAGCAGCGUUUGACACUGACGCGGGGUGACGAGCUUUCGCAAAAUCAGCGUACGUCCCUGGCGGCGACUCCGGCCCUGGCUGCAGCGAUUGCGGCGGUCGUCGUCUACAAGCUGUACUACAAGGUGGGCACCAAGUUGUUUAUGCUGAUGGCGGCCAGCUUGAUGAUCGCCUCCAACUGUUUGCUGAGCUUUGGGACGUCGUUUUGGUUCUUCAGUGCCGGCCGGGCGCUGGCGGGAAUUUCCGCCGGGAUUUGCUACACGCUGAUUCCGCCGUACGUGGACGAGUUCGGUUCGAAGCAGUUCAAACCGCUGCUGGACAGCGUGCUGUACGUGCAGUUUGCGCUGGGGAUUCUGAUUCAGCUGAUGUCCGAUCUCAUCCCCAUCACGGAGUUCUCCAGCGUGAUAAGCUCGGCCUUCCCGAUAUUCCUAUUCAUCGGGUUCCUCUUCCUGCCGGAAUCGGCCCGGUACCUGUGUGCGACCCAGCAAGUCAACCACGCCCGGGCCGUCCUGAAGAAAACCCACACCAAUGAUGCCCUCUCGAUCCAGGUCAUGGAGAAUAACCUGAACCACUGGCAGCAGUGCAAGUACAUGGCCGUGCCGCUUCUGGAAUCGCUUCGAAAACUGCAAAACUCCCGUAUCGUCUAUCCCACCAUCUUGCUGAUCGUGUUCCAGCAGUUCACCGGAGCCAUCCCGGCGAUGUUCUACCUCACCCGGAUCUUCACCCUUAGCCACGGGGAGUAUAGUCCGGAAUGGACGGCGAUCUACGUGGCCGGAAUCUUUACCAUCAGCAUCCCGGUCUACCGGUUGCUGAAUUUCAAAAUCGGUGACUACAAGCUGCUCUUGUGGAGUUCGUUCCUGAUGGCCACAGCGAUGGCCGGUCUCGGCUGGCAUUGCCACGUUCAGGGCAUGCGAGGCCACUCGGACGAAUACGGCCACAUUCCUUUGCUAUGCUCCGGAAUCUUCAUCUUCCUGUACGCCAUCGGCUUCCAGCGACUUCCUUGGAAGUGGCUCGACGAAAGUCUGGAGGAGGAGAACGUCUUUCCACUGAGGACAAUCGCCACCGCCAUCAGCUGGGCUUCGCUGUACGUGUGCGUCCGGUUGGUACCGACCCUGGUUACUUUCAUCGGCGUCGGGUGGCUGUUCUGGAACAUGAGCAUCGUUCUGCUGUUUGGCGCGCUGUUCAUCAUGGUGGUCAUCCCCAAUCUGGACCGGAGUGCGAUCCAGAGCAAAACCCUUGCCGAGUGUAGCAGCUCGUCGUCGUCGUCGAAUUUGGAAGCGAUGGAACAUGUGGUGUGAAUGAUGUGGGAGGAAUCGUGCAAGAGGAGAAACUGCUAUUUAAGACUGAUUGAUGCACUCACACUCAAUUUUUACCGUUGAUAAGCGGGCGGACGACGAGAUGGUCGAUAGGAGGUAAGUAGAUUUUACGACAUUUGUGUUUAGUGUGUAAGCGAUGGUAGC
Messenger RNA from Ochlerotatus camptorhynchus, 1811 nucleotides. RefSeq names its product facilitated trehalose transporter Tret1-like. NCBI's taxonomy places the organism in Eukaryota, Metazoa, Arthropoda, Insecta, Diptera, Culicidae. The record is from RefSeq and is a predicted model, not a curated record. Bases 132 to 1649 code for a protein of 505 amino acids. The transcript has 5 exons. Gene Ontology annotation, molecular function: transmembrane transporter activity. Gene Ontology annotation, biological process: transmembrane transport. Gene Ontology annotation, cellular component: membrane.